Messenger RNA from Alternaria arbusti, 660 nucleotides. RefSeq lists its product as uncharacterized. The transcript has 3 exons. Gene Ontology annotation, molecular function: protein binding. The record is from RefSeq and is a predicted model, not a curated record. The coding region runs from base 1 to 660 and encodes 219 amino acids. Lineage: Eukaryota; Fungi; Ascomycota; Dothideomycetes; Pleosporales; Pleosporaceae.
AUGGCGACAUCAUCACCGCUGGCGUAUGCAACCCUCUUCAACAACCCCACCUUCUCCGAUAUCAAGAUCCGGCAGAUCUGCGGCGAUCGUGUUAAAGAGUACUUCGGACACAAGGCGGUGCUUUGUUGUCACUCAAAGUGGUUCAUGCGGGCGCUGACCGGUCGCUUCAAGGAAGCUUCUGAGAGCGUCAUCGAAAUGAAGGACGACGACCCCGACCAUUUCGAGAUCAUGCUGAAAUUUCUCUACACGAACGAAUAUGAACUCUCAGUCGAGGAAAUGGACGCACCACAGCUGGUCGAGAACUUCAUCCACCCUGUUGGAGUGCAUCUCCUAGCAGACAAGUACGAGAUUGAUGGCUUGUGUAUUGCUGCGGCCAAUGCCUUUGGUUGUCCCGAUUCCUGGGAGCACAGCGACUGUUGUUUCAAGAUCGACACGGAUGGGCUAAAUCAAGUGGUCGGUGUGCAUUACGGUGCUUGCGCACUUGUCGGUUCUGACAUGGGCGGCCGCAUUGUCAACUACAUGUUUCGACAUUGCAAGACGACCGACAUGGCUAUGCAGAUCGGUCACCUUGUCCACAGCUUCCCCGCAUUUGGCGCGGACAUCGUGAUAGCAGAGCUGAGACUCAGAUGCUUGGGACAAUGUGCAAAAAAGCACAAAUAG